UCGGAACUCCUCGGCCCCGCGCCGGCCCGGCUAGGGGCUGCCCGGAGCGGAGUCGGCGGUGAGCGAGAAGACGGCGAGCGCUCCCAGAUUCAGAAUGAAUAGUGAGCAGGUGGCACUGGUGGGCCAAGUGUUCGAGUCCUAUGUUUCGGAGUACCAUAAGAGUGACCUUGUCCUCAUCUUGAAGGAAGCUGAUGAGGAUGGCCACUACCCAGUGGUGGUGAAUGCCAUGACACUUUUUGAGACCAACAUGGAAGUUGGGGAGUAUUUCACUGCGUUCCCCAAAGAAGUACUGACUGUGUUUGAUAGUGCCCUGCAAAGGUCAGCCAUGACAGUUUUCCAGUCCCUUUCUCAUCAGGAGGGUGUAUCCAUGAAGCACAAUCUUCAUGCCAGGAUAUCAGGUUUGCCGGUCUGUCCGGAGCUGGUGAGGGAGCACAUCCCUAAGACCAAGGACGUGGGACACUUUUUAUCUGUCACUGGAACAGUGAUUCGAACAAGUCUGGUGAAAGUCCUGGAGUGUGAACGGGAUUACAUGUGCAACAAGUGCAAACACACAUUCGUAGUCAAGGCUGAUUUUGAGCAGUAUUACCUCUUCUGCCGGCCAUCCUCGUGUCCCAGCCUGGAGAGGUGUGAUUCCUCGAAAUUCACUUGCCUUUCAGAUUUGUCUUCAAAUCCAGCCAGGUGUAGAGAUUACCAAGAAAUCAAAAUUCAAGAACAGGUUCAAAAGCUAUCUGUUGGAAGUAUUCCUCGAUCUAUGAAGGUCAUCCUAGAAGACGACUUAGUAGACAGUUGCAAGUCUGGGGAUGACCUCACCAUCUAUGGGGUUGUGAUGCAGCGCUGGAAGCCCUUGCAGCAAGAUGUGCGCUGUGAAGUGGAGAUAGUCCUAAAAGCCAACUACGUGCAGAUAAAUAAUGAGCAGUCCUCUAGGAUCGUCAUGGAUGAGGAAGUCCGAAAGGAGUUUGAGGAGUUUUGGGAGUGCUACAGAGGUGAUCCCUUUGCAGGAAGGAACGAGAUACUGGCCAGCCUAUGUCCGCAGGUGUUCGGGAUGUAUCUGGUGAAGCUCGCUGUUGCCAUGGUCCUGGCUGGUGGGAUUCAGAGGACUGAUGCGACAGGAACGAGGGUCAGAGGUGAAUCUCAUCUUCUGUUGGUUGGAGAUCCUGGCACCGGCAAAUCUCAGUUCCUCAAAUAUGCAGCCAAGAUUACUCCAAGAUCUGUGCUGACUACAGGAAUUGGAUCUACCAGUGCAGGUCUGACGGUGACUGCUGUGAAAGACUCAGGAGAGUGGAAUCUGGAAGCCGGGGCAUUGGUGCUUGCAGACGCAGGUCUUUGCUGUAUAGAUGAGUUCAACAGUCUCAAAGAGCAUGACAGAACCAGCAUUCAUGAGGCGAUGGAGCAGCAAACCAUCAGUGUUGCAAAGGCUGGCCUUGUAUGCAAGCUGAACACCAGGACCACCAUCCUGGCAGCCACCAACCCCAAAGGCCAGUACGACCCCCAGGAGUCCGUGUCCGUGAACAUCGCCCUGGGCAGCCCGCUCCUCAGUCGGUUUGACUUGGUCCUAGUUUUGCUGGAUACCAAGAAUGAAGACUGGGAUCGUGUCAUUUCCUCCUUUAUCUUAGAGAAUAAAGGUUACCCAAGCAGGGCUGAGCGGUUGUGGAGCAUGGAGAAGAUGAAGACCUACUUCUGCCUCAUCAGGACGCUGCAGCCCACGCUGUCGGACGCAGGCAACCAGGUUCUCCUGCGCUACUACCAGAUGCAGAGGCGGAGCGACGCCCGCAGUGCAGCCCGCACGACCAUCCGUCUGCUGGAGAGCUUGAUCCGCUUGGCAGAAGCUCAUGCCCGCCUGAUGUUCCGCAACACUGUGACUCUGGAGGACGCGGUCACGGUGGUGUCGGUGAUGGAGUGCUCUAUGCAGGGCGGUGCACUGCUAGGAGGGGUAAAUGCCCUGCACACAUCCUUCCCUGAGGACCCACGGGCACAGUACCAGCAGCAGUGUGAACUCAUCCUCAAGAGGCUGGAGCUGCAGAGCCUCCUGAGCGAAGAACUUCAAAGACUAGAGAGGUUGCAGAACCAGGAUGUGCAUCCUUCUCAACUCCAGGCGGCAGAGGUGGAGUCCAUGCCACAGUCCUCCGGAGAUGACCAGGGGGACAAACUGGAGUGGGAGACUUCGACACAGCAGGGGCCAAGCUGUAGCCAGCAUGCCCUGGCACCUGGAGACAGCCCCUGGGGAAGCCCAGCUCUGGAACCCCUGCCUGAUCCAGGGCCCAGUGGGUCCCUGAGAAGAGAUGAUGGCCAGGGCAGUGGUGACCACGUGGCUGCUCAGCAGACAGGACCUAGAAACACUGCUCGGGUGUCUCCUGGCCCCCAGGCAGCUGGGGAAAAUACAGCUUUGGAAAGGUGCACUGACCGGGCCCCUGCACUGCUCCAGGCCCCCUCCACUCUGCAGUGGGCUCCCACACAUGGCCCAGAAGGCCCAUCAGAAACGCCUGCCAGGAAGAGACCCAAGUCCCCUGAGAGCUCUGGGACACCAGGGCCCCCCACAGCCAAACUGGCCAAGUUUACUUUCAAGCAGAAGGCAAAGCUGACCCAUUCCCCCAAGGGUCUUGACUGUGUGUCCCCCGGCCUGGAUGAAGUGGCAGGUCCUGGUCCUGGGGCUCCGCAGCAGGGGUCUAGGAGAGAAGCUGUUGCACCCAUGACAGGUCCUAAACGGUUGGUGUCCACCUCAGCCAGCAAAGACCUCACACAGCCCCACAGUGACACAAAGCAGCUGUCACAGCAGCUGUGCCAGGAAGACAGGUGCAGAGAGAAGCAAGGGUGCGGCCUUCAGCGGGAGCCUGGGAACCAGGCCCGAACCCAGGAGGAGGAGGCCCCCUGCAGCACCAGGGGCAGGAAGGUGCAUGCCGGCACUCUUGCUGCCUUGGCCAGGUUCUCCUUCACACCACCAGAGCCCCAGUCAGUGUCUCCACCCCCUCCCGGAGGGCAGAGCAAGACCCCUGGCAGCUCCGGCCCACCUCACACAACCUCAGUGCCGGUGCUCAGCCAUGGACGGAAGUCCUUCCAGCUGCAGGUCUCUGCCGAGAAACCGAGUCUAUCCAAAAGCUCUCUCUUCACGUUACCAGAACUAGAUGAGGAGCCUUUAGAUUUUGACUGGGAUGAAGAGAUGAGAAGAAAGCCUUGACUGGACAGCAUGAUGGCGCACCCUCGGGAAGGCAGCAGGGCAUCAGCAGGUGGUGGUGGCUAUGCCCUGCAUGUGCCCUCGUGGUGGAGCACCAGUUCGGGGCCUGACACCAGCACUGUGACAAACGAUGCGCUGAUGCUGGGCGGCAUUUUGCAGAUAGAAUCCUGACUUUCCCAGAAAUGUUUCCGCCUUUUCAUCUCUCCUCUCUUCUCUUCUCUUCUCUUCUCUUCUCUUCUCUUCUCUUCUCUUCUC
Octodon degus (degu) is the source of this 3424-nucleotide messenger RNA. RefSeq names its product minichromosome maintenance 9 homologous recombination repair factor (gene Mcm9). Bases 95 to 3172 code for a protein of 1025 amino acids. NCBI's taxonomy places the organism in Eukaryota, Metazoa, Chordata, Mammalia, Rodentia, Octodontidae. Gene Ontology annotation, cellular component: MCM complex; nucleus. Gene Ontology annotation, biological process: double-strand break repair via homologous recombination. The transcript is spliced from 13 exons. The record is from RefSeq and is a predicted model, not a curated record. Gene Ontology annotation, molecular function: single-stranded DNA helicase activity; ATP hydrolysis activity; ATP binding.